CAACAAUGGAGAACAUCACGUGGCCAAGUGUUAUCGCACACGCCAAAAAGAUAAAUGUUGUUCGAGCACCAAACAGGAGAAUCAACCUAGAGCGAUAGUUGUCACCACGUUUCAAAGAAGCCGCGAAUUCCAUGUAAUUUGUCACCUUAGUUUAACACAUUUUAACAAAAUGCCUCCACGCAGGCAAUGGAUUGACAAAAAAUCCGCAACCACCUAUCAACUUUUUCACAGAUCGCAAAAUGACCCUCUGAUACACGAUGCAGACGCGGACGAUAGAGUCCUCCAUAGGGUAUCCGGAGCUCCAAUCACGGAAUCAGCUCCAAAGAUUUCCAAAACCUCCAAAGUCCUUGCGGAACUUGAGAAAGAAUUUGAAGGCGCGCAAGUCCGGAAGAAUGAAGGAGAAGCGGCGAACUAUGGGAUAUACUACGAUGACUCACAAUAUGAUUAUAUGCAGCAUUUGCGAGACUUGGGCGGGGCUGGGAGUGAACAGUCGCACUUUGUUGAAGCCGCGCCAAUGAAGGGGAAAGGGAAGGCCAAAGGCAUGAAACUUGAGGAUGCAUUGAGGGAGACUUCACUGGACGAUGUAGAGGAUUUUAGGUCGGUUCACGAGCAUGAUGUUCUCUCCACGGCUUCGACUUAUUCUAGGAAGUCCACCUAUCAAGAUCAACAGGAUGUCCCCGAUGCCAUUGCUGGGUUUCAGCCAGAUAUGGACCCUCGACUAAGAGAGACUCUGGAAGCUCUUGAGGAUGACGCAUUUGUUGAUAGCGACGAGGAUGGAGGUUUGUUUGAGUCCCUAGUGCAAGGUGGGGUGGAUGCGGAAGUAGAUCCCAGUGAAUGGAGGGAUACAUAUAUUGAAGACGACGGUGAAGGCUGGGAAUCUGACGCAACGGAAAAGGCACCGGAGCAACCAAGUGUAAGCACGCAAAAUGCAGCUCCACCUUCCAAAGGACCUACAAAUGAUGAGCAAAUCCCAGACACAACUGCCGCAGAGGGAGACUGGCUUCGCAACUUCGCACAAUACAAGAAGGAUAUGAAAACAAAACCUUCAGCGCCCGGUACGCAAGGAGAUACCGGCUCCGCGCUACCUGCUGGAACCGUGGCAUCCACAAUGUUCACUGCCGGCGGGACCCCGGUCCGCAGAAAGAAGCGCAAGGGUGCACUCACCAACCCAUCGGCAUAUUCCAUGACCUCAUCUUCACUGGCGCGAACAGAGGGACACCGCCUUCUCGACGACAGGUUUGAGAGAAUUGAAGCACUCUACUCGCUUGAUGAAGAAGGGGAGGACUACGAUGACUCUAGCAUGGCGGAUGACAUGUCUAUGGUCAGCGGGAUGUCGACGGUAUCUAAAGUACCCAGCCUGGUUAGCGGGGGGACGCCGCUUCGGUCGGAUUUCAAUCAGAUCAUGGAUGGGUUUUUAGACGAUUGGGAUGAUCGUGGGGUGCAUGCUAAGAGGAAGGGGGCGAAGGGAAAGAGAGGAAAGAAUGGAAAUGAGGUUGUCGGAAUUAGGAUGCUGGAUGAGAUUCGGCAGGGUCUUGGGCCGGCGAGGUUGCCUGGGAAAGUCUAAGGGGAUUUCCUAUCAUUUUCUUUAUCUUAUUUUGGGUUCGAUCUAAUGAUUGCAUGUUUGGGUCAUAUUUUACUUAUUGGAUUCGAGGCGUUCUGUAGUUCAAAUCGGUGCAUGUAUUGGUUUCGGCGCGAUAUUCUAUUCGCAGCAUUUCGCAGCAUUUAGCAGAUCGGUAUAGAUAAAAGGGAUCCUAUAAACAUGUCGAUGGAUGGAAAAUCUCGGACAGCAAGCAUGAUAGCAGUAAUGCAUUAAACUAGUUACUUAUAUUAUACAUGCGUUCCUCUAAAUGUCUACAAUAAUGUCUUCCAAAGUUUUUGAUACAUAAUGUACAUACAAUUGUGGCAGACUCCCGUCAGGACGUCUAAGGCUUGUUGGAUCUACAACGCGCCCCCAACCUUCUCCACAAUCCACAUAGAUAACCGCACAUUCCACCCAACUCGCCUCUCAACCUUCCUCAGAUCUUCCCGGGAUAUGGCACUGGCAUCCUUCUGUAACCAUUCAGUUUCCUUUGACAAUCUCCGUUUCAGCGCUUCGUCAGAGGUUACCACGA
Molecule: messenger RNA, 2111 nt
Organism: Blastomyces dermatitidis ER-3
Lineage: Eukaryota; Fungi; Ascomycota; Eurotiomycetes; Onygenales; Ajellomycetaceae
Product: low-temperature viability protein ltv1
Exons: 2
Coding region: 170-1564 (464 amino acids)
Biological process (GO): ribosomal small subunit biogenesis; ribosomal small subunit export from nucleus
Cellular component (GO): nucleus; preribosome, small subunit precursor; cytosol
Source: RefSeq, a predicted model, not a curated record